Messenger RNA from Lagenorhynchus albirostris (white-beaked dolphin), 5640 nucleotides. RefSeq names its product regulating synaptic membrane exocytosis 2 (gene RIMS2). The record is from RefSeq and is a predicted model, not a curated record. Bases 1 to 4926 code for a protein of 1641 amino acids. Gene Ontology annotation, molecular function: small GTPase binding; transmembrane transporter binding. Lineage: Eukaryota; Metazoa; Chordata; Mammalia; Artiodactyla; Delphinidae. The transcript is spliced from 31 exons. Gene Ontology annotation, biological process: calcium ion-regulated exocytosis of neurotransmitter; regulation of membrane potential; regulation of synaptic plasticity. Gene Ontology annotation, cellular component: cytoskeleton of presynaptic active zone; presynaptic membrane.
AUGUCGGCUCCUGUCGGGCCGCGGGGCCGCCCGGCUCCCACCCCGGCGGCCUCUCAGCCGCCUCUGCAGCCCGAGAUGCCCGACCUCAGCCACCUCACGGAGGAGGAGAGGAAAAUCAUCCUGGCGGUCAUGGAUAGGCAGAAGAAAGAAGAGGAGAAGGAGCAGUCGGUGCUCAAGGUCAAAGAAGAGCACAAACCACAACUGACACAGUGGUUUCCCUUUAGUGGGAUCACUGAACUGGUAAAUAACGUUCUCCAGCCCCAGCAAAAACAACAAAAUGAAAAGGAGCCCCAGACAAAACUUCAUCAGCAGUUUGAAAUGUAUAAGGAGCAGGUAAAGAAGAUGGGAGAAGAAUCACAGCAACAGCAAGAACAGAAAGGUGAUGCUCCAACCUGUGGUAUCUGCCACAAAACAAAGUUUGCUGAUGGAUGUGGCCAUAACUGUUCAUAUUGCCAAACAAAGUUCUGUGCUCGUUGUGGAGGUCGAGUGUCAUUACGCUCAAACAAGGUUAUGUGGGUAUGUAAUUUGUGCCGAAAACAACAAGAAAUCCUCACUAAAUCAGGAGCAUGGUUUUAUAAUAGUGGAUCUAAUACACCACAGCAACCUGAUCAAAAGGUUCUCCGAGGACUGCGGAAUGAGGAGGCACCUCAGGAGAAGAAAGCAAAACUGCAUGAGCAGGCCCCGUUCCAAGGACCCUCAGGUGACUUAUCUGUACCUGCAGUGGAGAAAAGUCGAUCUCAUGGGCUCACAAGACAGGAUUCUAUUAAAAAUGGGUCAGGAUUGAAGCACCAAAUUGCCAGUGACGUAGCUUCAGACAGGAAACGAAGUCCAUCAGUGUCCAGAGAUCAGAAUAGAAGAUACGACCAAAGGGAAGAAAGAGAAGAAUAUUCACAGUAUGCUACUUCGGACAGCGCGAUGCCUAGAUCUCCAUCAGAUUAUGCUGAUAGGAGGUCUCAACGUGAACCUCAGUUUUAUGAAGAGUCUGAUCAUAUAAAUUAUAGGGACUCCAACAGGAGAAGUCAUAGACAUUCCAAAGAAUAUAUUGUAGAUGAUGAGGAUGCAGAGAGCAGAGAUGAAUAUGAAAGACAAAGGAGAGAGGAGGAAUACCAGGCACGCUAUCGAAGUGAUCCGAAUUUGGCCCGUUAUCCAGUAAAGCCACAGCCCUAUGAAGAACAAAUGCGUAUCCAUGCUGAAGUGUCACGAGCCAGGCAUGAGAGAAGGCACAGUGAUGUUUCUUUAGCAAAUGCUGAACUGGAAGACUCCAGGAUUUCUAUGCUAAGGAUGGAACGACCAUCAAGGCAAAGAUCUGUAUCUGAACGUAGAGCUGCCAUGGAAAAUCAGCGAUCUUAUUCAAUGGAAAGAACUCGAGAGGCUCAGGGACCAAGUUCUUAUCCACAAAGGACCACAAACCAUAGUCCUCCUACCCCCCGGAGGAGUCCAAUACCCAUUGAUAGACCAGACAUGAGACGUACUGACUCGCUAAGGAAACAACAGCACUUAGAUCCUAGCUCUGCUGUAAGGAAAACAAAACGUGAAAAAAUGGAAACAAUGUUAAGGAACGAUUCUCUCAGUUCUGACCAGUCAGAGUCAGUGAGACCUCCACCACCAAAGCCUCAUAAAUCAAAGAAAGGAGGUAAAAUGCGCCAGGUUUCAUUGAGCAGUUCAGAGGAGGAAUUAGCUUCUACACCGGAAUAUACAAGUUGCGAUGAUGUUGAGAUUGAAAGUGAAAGUGUAAGUGAAAAAGGGGACAGUCAAAAGGGAAAAAGAAAAACUAGUGAGCAGGCAGUUUUGUCGGACUCUAACACCAGGUCUGAGAGACAAAAGAAAAUGAUGUACUUUGGUGGCCACUCUUUGGAAGAGGAUUUGGAAUGGUCUGAGCCUCAGAUUAAGGACUCUGGGGUAGAUACGUGUAGUAGCACAACCCUUAACGAGGAGCAUAGCCAUAGUGAUAAGCACCCUGUGACAUGGCAGCCAUCUAAAGACGGAGAUCGUUUAAUUGGUCGCAUUUUAUUAAAUAAGCGUUUAAAAGAUGGAAGUGUACCUCGAGAUUCAGGAACAAUGCUUGGCUUGAAGGUUGUAGGAGGAAAGAUGACUGAAUCAGGUCGGCUCUGUGCAUUUAUUACCAAAGUUAAAAAAGGAAGUUUAGCUGAUACUGUAGGACAUCUUAGACCAGGUGAUGAAGUAUUAGAAUGGAAUGGAAGACUAUUGCAAGGAGCCACAUUUGAAGAAGUAUAUAACAUCAUCCUGGAAUCCAAACCUGAGCCACAAGUGGAGCUUGUUGUUUCAAGGCCUAUUGGAGAUAUACCUAGAAUACCUGAUAGCACACACGCACAACUGGAGUCCAGUUCUAGCUCAUUUGAAUCUCAAAAAAUGGAUCGUCCUUCUAUUUCCGUUACGUCUCCCAUGAGUCCUGGCAUGUUGAGGGAUGUUCCACAGUUCUUAUCUGGACAACUUUCAAGCCAAAGCCUUAGUAGAAGAACAACGCCUUUUGUUCCUAGGGUUCAGAUAAAACUAUGGUUUGACAAGGUUGGUCACCAAUUAAUAGUUACAAUUUUGGGAGCAAAGGAUCUCCUUUCCAGGGAAGAUGGGAGGCCAAGGAAUCCUUAUGUUAAAAUUUACUUUCUUCCAGACAGAAGUGAUAAAAACAAAAGAAGAACUAAAACAGUAAAGAAAACAUUGGAACCCAAAUGGAACCAAACAUUCAUUUAUUCUCCAGUCCACCGAAGAGAAUUUCGGGAACGAAUGCUGGAGAUUACCCUUUGGGAUCAAGCUCGAGUUCGAGAGGAAGAAAGUGAAUUCUUAGGAGAGAUUUUAAUUGAAUUAGAAACAGCCUUAUUAGAUGAUGAACCACAUUGGUACAAACUUCAGACCCACGAUGUUUCUUCAUUGCCACUUCCCCACCCUUCUCCAUAUAUGCCACGACGACAACUACAUGGAGAGAGCCCAACACGGAGGUUGCAAAGGUCUAAGAGAAUAAGUGAUAGUGAAGUCUCUGACUAUGACUGCGAUGAUGGAAUUGGUGUAGUAUCAGAUUAUCGACACAAUGGUCGAGAUCUUCAAAGCUCAACAUUGUCAGUGCCAGAACAAGUAAUGUCAUCAAACUAUUGUUCACCAUCAGGGUCUCCUCACCGAGUGGAUGUUAUAGGAAGGACUAGAUCUUGGUCACCCAGUGUCCCUCCUCCACAGAGUCGGAAUGUGGAACAGGGACUUCGAGGGACACGCUCUACUACAGGACAUUAUAAUACAAUUAGCCGAAUGGAUAGACAUCGUGUCAUGGAUGACCAUUAUUCUCCAGAUAGAGACAGUCAUUUUCUUACUCUACCUCGCUCCAGAUACAGUCAGACCAUUGAACAUCAUCACAGGGAUGGCAGGGAUUGUGAAGCAGCAGAUAGACAGCCAUAUCACAGAUCCAGAUCAACAGAACAACGGCCUCUCCUAGAGCGGACAGCCACCCGCUCCCGAUCCACUGAACGUCCUGAUACAAACCUCAUGAGGUCGAUGCCUUCAUUAAUGACUGGAAGAUCUGCCCCUCCUUCACCUGCCUUAUCGAGGUCUCACCCUCGUACUGGGUCUGUCCAAACAAGCCCAUCAAGUACUCCAGUGGCAGGACGAAGGGGCCGUCAACUCCCACAACUUCCACCAAAGGGAACAUUGGAGAGAAAAGAAGUGGACUCCACAAGGAGAAGACAUGCAGGUGCUAUGGAUAUAGAGGAGAGAAAUCGCCAAAUGAAAAUUAACAAAUACAAACAGGUAGCCGGAUCAGAUCCCAGACUGGAACAAGAUUACCAAUCAAAGUAUCGAUCAGGAUGGGAUCCUCAUAGAGGGGCAGAUAAUAUUUCCACUAAAUCUUCGGACAGUGAUGUAAGUGAUAUAUCUGCGGUUUCAAGGACUAGUAGUGCUUCUCGUUUCAGCAGCACAAGCUACAUGUCUGUCCAAUCAGAACGGCCAAGAGGAAAUAAGAAAAUCAGUGUCUUUACAUCCAAAAUGCAAAGCAGACAAAUGGGCAUCUCAGGGAAGAACAUGACUAAAAGCACCAGCAUCAGCGGAGACAUGUGCUCGCUGGAGAAGAAUGAUGGCAGCCAGUCUGACACUGCAGUGGGCGCCUUGGGCACCAGCAGCAAAAAGCGGCGCUCUAGCAUUGGGGCCAAAAUGGUAGCUAUUGUUGGUCUCUCCCGGAAAAGCCGCAGUGCUUCUCAGCUCAGCCAAACGGAAGCCAGUGGUAAAAAGCUACGGAGCACCGUGCAGAGAAGUACAGAAACAGGCUUGGCUGUGGAAAUGAGGAACUGGAUGACUCGACAGGCAAGCCGAGAAUCUACGGAUGGCAGCAUGAACAGCUAUAGCUCAGAAGGAAAUCUGAUUUUCCCUGGUGUCCGCUUGGCCUCUGAUAGCCAAUUCAGUGAUUUUCUGGAUGGCCUUGGCCCUGCCCAGCUAGUGGGGCGCCAGACUCUGGCCACACCUGCCAUGGGUGACAUUCAGGUAGGCAUGAUGGACAAAAAGGGACAGCUGGAGGUGGAAAUCAUUCGGGCCCGUGGCCUUGUUGUAAAACCAGGUUCCAAGACACUGCCAGCACCAUAUGUAAAGGUGUAUCUAUUAGAUAAUGGAGUCUGCAUAGCCAAAAGGAAAACAAAAGUGGCAAGAAAGACGCUGGAACCCCUCUACCAGCAACUAUUAUCUUUUGAAGAAAGUCCCCAAGGAAAGGUUUUACAGAUCAUAGUCUGGGGAGACUAUGGCCGCAUGGAUCACAAAUCCUUUAUGGGAGUGGCCCAGAUACUUUUAGAUGAACUGGAGCUGUCCAAUAUGGUGAUUGGCUGGUUCAAACUUUUCCCCACUUCCUCCCUAGUAGAUCCAACCUUGGCCCCUCUGACAAGAAGAGCUUCCCAAUCAUCUCUGGAAAGUUCAACUGGACCUUCUUACUCUCGUUCAUAGCAGCUGUAAAACUGUUGUCAUAGCAACCAGCGUUACAAAAAAAGAAAAAAACCCCACAGGUCGCAAACCCUGGUAACACUGCAUGCUUAAUGUUGUGUCUUCUGAGCCUGUUUCUAGGGAUACAAAGCGAUCCUGUGUUCUCAGAGGAAGUUGCACACAUUGUGCCCUAAAGAAGGCCCUCAGGUGAAAGAGCGGAGCUAUGACGAACUAUCAGGUUUGGAGUUCAAUAACACUCACGUUUUGGUCCAAUCUGAAGCCAUGGAUUAAUCUCAAAGAGUCAGUUUCAUGCAACAAAAGCCCUUUUCAAUGGCACCUUUAUAUUUUUAUCAUUCCUUUUUCUUCAUUUCUCUGACCCCAAAGUCCUGUGAUGCCACAGAAAUGGAGCUAUCCAGCCAUUAAGCCAUGUUACAAGUCAAGGCAUGAAGUCCUAGGAAGCAUCAGGUGAAAAGCAAGAGACCAAAGACUUGGUCCAGGACGAAAACGUCAGCGCUCCUCUGGACGGGAGCAGCCAGUCGUGUGACAGCGUGAACAGUGGCAGACUUCAGAGCUCCAGCAGGCAUGGUACCCACUAAUGCCAAGAUGAGUUGGACUCUGAAAAACAAAAUUCUGUGGCUCCACUGUACUGAAUGAAAUUAAACUUUUGUUUGCAUGGACACAGAUUAGCUGAAUACUUAAAUUAUUUUCUUGGGGCUGCAACUUGCAAAAAAUAAAAAU